AUGGGGCACGCUGUACACCAGUUCAAGGCUUUAUUUUGGAAGAAUUGGAUCUGCCGUGUGAGGCAUCCGAUCCUGUCUCUUACUGAAAUACUCUGGCCAUGUGUGCUUUUCCUGAUUCUGGCUGCAAUCCGCUUCCAGGAGCCCCCAAGAUACAAGGAAAACUGUUACUUAGAAGCUCGGGAUUUACCAAGCCAGGGCCUUUAUCCUUUCAUGCGGACCCUUUUCUGUAAUGUCGGUUCAAGAUGCAAGAACACUAGCUAUUCAACACAGAAAAUCAACCACUUACGUUUUACUGCAGGCACUCAAAGUGGUCCAGAGAGAUUCACAGGACCUGAUCUAGACUUCAUGAAAGAUAUAGAAGAACUUUCAAAAGGAUUUAUUGAGACUACAGAGAAAACUAUGAGUUUAGAAAAGCUAUGGGAGGAAAACUCAAAGUUCUCAGGGCUCCAUAACAUCACCAAAUUUCUUACAAUGGAUCUGAAUGAAGUGGAGGAAAUGAUUUCUAGGGCAGAAAACCUAUACAAGCAACCAUAUUUCUGGAGCCUUCUACGUUCACUCCCUCAUCUUGAAUUGAACAGCUUUUAUACAGAAGAUGAGUUAGUUGCCAUAGCACAGUUUCUAAAAGUUAUUGAAAAUACCCUAGCAGAACUCAAGAAUUUGGGUAUGAUGCCAUUGGGCCAAAGUUUCUAUGAAGCUGUGAAAACAGCACUGAAUUUAACUGUUCCAUCAGGACAGGAUAGGAGCUUAAAAGGUUUCCAAUAUAAUCUUUCUCUUGGAGAUGUUUUCUGGAAUCCACAUGCUGUGAGAGCAGAACUUAUAUCCAAGUUUGGUUUUGAUGAUCUUCAUGUUGAAAAACUGCUAAGUUAUACAGCACAAUUAACAAAGGUUCCCACAGAGGAGACACUGGAGCAGUUUGUGUGCUCUGCUCUGUCAAGUGUUUCAAAAGAUGAAGCAAAUAAAGAGAAUAAUGAGGAGGACUGUAUUACUACAUGGCAUGAGGCCAAACUGUAUCUUGUUCAAGCUGUCAGCAAGAUCAGACUCUAUGCACAGGUAUUUGAGCAAUGGUUCGGGAGAAGCAGGCUCUCUCAGCAACUUCUUUUGGAACUUGAAAGAAUCGUAGCUGGUUUAAUGUCUCAGUUUCUAGAUGCCAGGGUCACUGGGAAAUCUUAUUCAGAGAUAAAUAUCCUGAUCCAGCAACUAAAUGAGAAAUCAGAUGCCUACUUUUCAGAAGGAUAUAUUGCAUCUCAUGACCUGAUUUUGGCAUCUUUCAAAGAGUUUUUCAACAGAGAAGAAAACUUAAGGAUAUCUGAAAAAGAAAUGGAUCAUAUUUUUCUUCUUCUAGAGGUUGUUGAAUAUAUUAUAAUGUUUGAUUUCUCAGGUUCUUCAAAUCAGUCUCUAAUUGAAAAUAUAUUGAAUAAUACAAUUAUAUGGAUGAGAAAUUUUGCUGAGGGGAAGGAAUCUGCCACCAAUUUCUCACUUGCAGUUUCUGAAAUCCAUAAUGAGCUACACAAAAAUUUCCAGCUUCUUCAGAGAUUAUGGAUGAAAGAGAAGACAGAAUUUUUCUGGCAUAUAGUAAAUAUUGUAUUAUCUGAACUUGAUUCUGGACUCUCUCCUCUGAGGCAAGUGGAAGAGGAGAAGAUAUUUGAGGCCUUAUCCAGAAUUGUAUUAUCCAUUACAGAAAACAAAAUCCAUAAUAGGAGUAUGCUAUUACUUCAAAAUAUCCUGACUGACUGGCUCGAGUUAAAAGUUGCUGCUUUGAAGUAUCAUGUGCUGAGUAAAACCUCCUCUUCAUUUCUCUCAAAUGUAACUUUUAUAUAUAAAAUACAACAAUUAGAAGAAAUUGUGCAUGAUUUCUUCAAAAAAUUAAAUGGUACUAGUGUGGCCUUGCUUGUUCCAACACUUUUCUCUCUGUAUCAGAAUGGUGAUCUGAUCUUAAAUUCUGAGAGUAAUAGCACUUUGUUAGCAUUUCUUUAUGAGAUUUCAGAAGGUGUUUCAUCUUAUCAAGUAUGGCAUGAAUUCCAGAAUAGGGAUCAGGUUUUUGAUUUUCUGUCUGAAACAUUUUAUCUUUUCUGGAACUUCACCAGUAAAUCUCUUUGUGAAAAGUUACUAAUCAUCUACAACUACACAGAGUUUCAGGCCCAGUCUCUUUCAGAAAAAGGGAAAAAAGAGAUGCAAGUUGUCUAUAGCACUCUGAGCAGCCUUAAAACUUUGUUUGUAGAUGAAGAACUUCAAACAGCUGCCUUGUGUUAUUCGGAAGAAUUUCUUGUUCUUUCCCCAAAUUGCCUGGUAAAUAAUGGGUGCACUGAUUUUAAUGUAUCAAACAUUACUUCUGUAGAUCAUUCAAAGGAGCUCUACAACUUAUUUCUUCCACUGGACAGUGUUCUGUCUAAUAUAACAAACUUGGGAGAUAAGAUAACUGUGCCUUCUGCUUUGCGUUGCACUUUUACAUGGCUUCAAACCUGGACAGAGAUUUUUGAAGAAGCAUCCAAAAUCUUAAACUUGAAUUCAACUUUUUUUGUCUGUCUAAGAAAUGAUUUGGCAAAUCUUUCAGAAAAUCUUUUAAAUGGAACUCAUGAUGAACUGUGCAAUAAUACAGCCAUGAUUAUGGCUGAAGCUACAACAAUAGCAAUGAAACUAUUGAAAAGCAUAUUUGACUUAAAUGACUGGAAAGAUUUUGAAGUUUUCCUUGCUAAUCUUCAAAGCAUAUUUAACAAUGCAGCUGAUGCCACAGGCUUACUUAAAAGUAACAGUUCAGAAAGUGUAGAAAUGAUGUCAGUCAUGAUAACUGAAUUGCAGAAAUCAAUACUGAAGGUUGUUAAUGGAGAGCUUUUGAACUCUUGGCUUGAAACUUUCAUUUCAGAAGGAUCUAAGGGAGAAGAUACUGGUGUAUUUUCUAUUGGAAAUUCCCUUUUUACUAUUUUGAAGGUCUCCCAAAAGGAACUUGGAACCAUUUUCACUGAGAUAAAAGACACAACUGCUUUCUUUUUUCAAGAAAAAUAUAUGGUUUGUAUCAGCAUUUUCCAGAACAUAACCAAGAUAAUUUUGGACAAUACUCUGAAAGACAUAACACAUUCACAAAGAAAUUUUUCCCAUCUUCUUAAUUCCUUUGUAAACUUUCAUAGUACAGUGGAAGAAAUAGAAGACUGUAACCAAUGGAUACAUGGAUUAAGUAAUCUUGCUGAAAAAUACAAGUCACAUUCUCACUUUGAAAAUACAAAACAUAUUUUAUUUCUACUGAAGUCUCUUGGAAAUAUUGAGACAGAUACUAAGCUAAUAAACACGAUGGACUUUGUUAAUUUGAUUUUUAAUUUGAUACUCCCUGAAUGUUCCCUGGCUGGUUCUGAUGCAAUUUGUGUAAAUGUUUAUUUCAAUAUUAUAGCAAAAACUUUAAAAUUUAUUCUUCCUGAAUUUUAUGUAAAAGAUGAUAUUAGUGUGCUUGAAUUUAUUUUUACACUUUUAAAUAACUCUGGAGAACAAAUACAAAUGGUUGUUAGUGACUUAGUGAGGCACUCAUUGCAGGCAUUGAAUAAGACUCAUUUUAAUCAGUCACUCCAUGGAUUUAACAGGACUUCAAGGAUGUUCCUUAAUCCUUUCCACCAUGUUCAGCUUCUGUCAACAGAACUUUUUGCAGAAAUUCAAGCUCUUCUGAAAAAUAAAACUUUUGAAAUCCAAGAAAAUAACUCCUCUCAUUUGGAUAUUGAGAUUGAUUAUUUCUUGCAUGAGAAAAAUGUCAGUUUGUUGAUGGAGUUCUUUCAAUAUGUGAUUAGUAAAGUUAACUCAGAUUUGCAGGGUGAACAGAAAAUAUUUCUCCAGAAACUGAUAGAAAGAGCAGCUCUGAAUAUUGAACUGGUAAGGAAGGCACUUAAAAUUUUCAAGUCCUCUAGAUUUACUGGCUUUCCAUUAAGAGAUAAAGAGUUUCUAAAGCAUAUGGUAGCCUUGGUGCAAAAUAUGAAGAACAUGGAUGUUGAAUUCUUGAUAAGUCAAUUCAAACAAGUCCAGAGGACCCUAGAUAAUUUCUUUAAAAACACCAAACCUUUGUAUAUUGAGAACUCCGAGUUAGGAAAGUUAACAGAAUGGUGGGAUGCUUUUGAGAACAAUUUGUGUAAUUGGAAUCUGACUGGCUUAUGGCAAAUAGCAAGACUCUUUGAACAAGAUGAGUUCUACGAUGCAGAAGAGAUGUUCCGUCUGCUCCUUGACGUUGUCAGCCUUAUAGACAGAUUAGCUCAUGAAAACAUCACAGAAGCACUGACUGAAGUAUAUGCUUUCAUACUGACUCAGGAAGAAAAAAUGCCAAUGUUUACUGAAAAGGAGUUCUCUAAUCAAGUAGAAGGUCUUUUAAUGUUACUGAACACACUGACAGAUACGCCAUAUAAACCUGCAGAGGUCUCAAUUUGUUUUUCUGCAGCAUUCUGCUGGACUUCCGCAACAGCAACACCCCAGAGUGAUCCCACCUUAAAACCUUGUGACUUUGUUUUUAGCAAUUCUACUCUUAGUUACGAAGCAGUCUUUGAAGUUAUUAACGAGCUGAAAAUCAUCACACUGAAGGAUAGUUCCUCAUGCACUGUGGAAGACAUUCAGAUGGAUAUCACUCACAAUCUGACUUGCUUUUUUCAGCAGAUCCAGGAAUGGAACUCUAUUCUUCUGAAGUUUUCUGAGCUUCGUCAUGUAAAUGGCUCUGUUCUCAAAGAGCUGACAGAUUUUUGGAAUGAGCUAUCCCUUUACACAGUACCACUGCAGGUGAAUAAUACAUAUUCAAUCAAUUGUUCCUCCACACCAAAGAGACAAGUGGCUUUACAAAUUGUAGGAACACUAGGAAGUAUGCCAGUAGCAGAAAUGGAGAUGGCCAAAGGUGUUCUUGAACAGCUGGAUGAUCUUUAUGGUGACCUAAAUUGGAACAGGCAUUCAAGAACAUCACUUAUAAAGACUGUUCUUAGUAAUGUUAAGAAUAUGACCAGUGAAAUUUCUGGACUCUUGGAUACAGAAGCUGUCCUUUCUUUUCUUUCUCUAGUUCAGCCUUUAAUGAUGCUGUCUUCCCUUGGAAACCAGACAUACUCAAUGCUUAUGAUAUUAUCAACUUUAAAUGGAAACAGUAAUAUAUCUGAUAACUUUGAGAACUUCUGGUUUCCCAUAGUUACAAGCAUAGAAGAUUUAUUGGUGGAUUUUAAUGUUGGACACAUAGUUGCAGUGAUAGACCAAGAGUUGCAAUUACUAAGGUUAGCCACUGGACAGUCCCCUUCAAUGGCUCUUGAUGUUCCACUACAGCAGUUUAAUACAUCAUCUGUUGAUGACAUGUUGAGAAAUUUUGAAGACAUGCAAGAGAUUGUGAACAGCUUUCUAUGUGAGUGUAACAGUAAAAAUUAUUCUAAAAUAAUGUAUACCAUAAUUCUCCUUAUGGCUAAUGAAAAUUUAUCAAAUGACCUACUGCUAAUCAUCGAAGACUUUAUUGACUUCAUGGAACUAUACCAAAAUAAAUCUAGAAGAGAUGACAGUCAUAUAUUUGUUCAGGGUCAUCUUAGAGAAAAAAUAAAUAAUACUCAUUCUGCUAAUUCAAUUUUGCUAAACAGUUUACUUCAUAUAAUUGCUGAUCUUGCUGUUAUAGAAGAAGCUCUGAACACAAAGAAUAGUGAGCUUCAGAUAUCUGACAUCAUUGAUUCAUUUUUUGAUAAUGUACAAUAUAGACAAGUUUUUACUCAGUCCCAAAACAGAACUCUGGAGAUCAUGCAAGAGAUGUUGCAAAUGUUAUUUCAAUCUACCGCAGAACAUGGCAGGAACAAAACAACCUUCUUGCUAAAGGAUUUGCAUAUGGAUAUAAUGGCAGAAAUGAGAUCAUCUAAUAUCUGCAAGAUUCUUCAGAAACAUUUAGACCCUACUAGUGUCCUACUAUUUCAGAAGUUGCAGUUUACCAUUUUGAAUCUUCUUAACAUUUUUUCAGAAGUCCCAGCUGCCAGUGACAACCUUUUUUGUGUUGUUACAAAGUGUAAAGAUGGAUUCGUGAGUCACUUACUUCUCUCUUUCAUUGAAGGAAUCACUCUGGUUCAGGAUCGUUAUCAGGAUAUUGAAAGAAUGUGGCCUGCUUUCAACAGUGGGGAUUGUGAGAGUAGGGCAUUUAUAAACCAAAAACUUUUCAGUACUUUAGAGACCUUCCUGGGAACCUUGAAGAAAACCAGCAAUGACAGCUGUGAAUGUCAACUAAUGUUGGAACACAUCCAGAGACAACUGCAAAUGGUGGCUGAAAAUUUGGAGCUACAUUUCUCAGAAAACCCAGCAACAGCUUUUCUCAACAAUUUGAAUCUUUUGAAUGAUGUAAAAGUCAAAGAGUGUGUGCAGAAUCUUACUCAGUUAAGACUGGACAUUGCUUCUUCUGUCAAUGUUUCUGAAGAAACUAUUAGUACCAUCUUGGAAGCCAGUAUCUCUCAUUCAAAGGUCUUUCACAGUGCCUUUGUGGUAGCUUUAACUGGAAGAUGUGAUGAAGAAGUGCUUAGCUUGAUGUUAAACCUACCUGAACACAGUAAAACUUCCCUGGUAGUGGAAGAAUUAUGUUCUUUACCAGCACUGGACUUGUACACCACGUUUGUACUGAUUAUACAGAAUUUGAAUUUACGUUAUAUCAUGUACAAGGUUAAGAUACCAUCUGAGAUAGGCAGUGUGUUAAACACGCUACUGGAUGUGGUUUCUAGUAUCAACUCUCUUCUCAAUGAAGUCCACCAUGUCAUGGAAAACCUUCCAGCAUUCCUCCAAGGAAUUCAAAAUAUUGGUGUGCCUGAUAUCUCUGCAUUGCAGCAGUUCUUGCAAGGUGGGCAGUUCAGAAGUUCAGCUGUUGGAUCCUUGGCAUCUGUAAUCAAUGCAGUGUGUAAAGAAGAAUCUUCAUUUUUCAGCAAUGCAAACCUGUUCAUUGACACACCCAGAACUGUGGGACUCUUGGAGGACAAUAUGGCAAAAUAUAGCAUUCCUGAAGACUCAACUCCAUUUUGCCUGAAGAUUUAUCAGGAGAUUUUGCAGUCUUCUAAUGGGGCUUUGCUAUGGACUUUCCUGAAACCUUUAUUACAUGGGAAGAUACUGUACAAUUCUAACAUCAACAUGAUUGACCUGGUGAUGGAGAAGGCUAAUUUCACUUUUGGUUUUGUGGAAAGCUUGAAGACAUAUUCUGAGACAUGGCUUAGAAUGUCUGAGGUUUUUAAAACUAGUGGAAGUGUCCUCAUGGUCUCACGACUGCAGGAAACCCUGCAAAGUAAUUUCAUGAAACACUUUAUAGAAAGUAAUUUGGAUAUUGACAUAGAAGAACUCUUGACAAAAAUGCAAGUAUAUGAAUCUACAAUGAACAAGAUGUUUAACAGCUCAGCAAGUAAACAGAUUGACCUGAUGUCACAGCUUGUAGUAAAUAUCUCUUCCUGUGUCUUACUGGACCGUUUCCAGUCUUUUGAUUCUAUUGAGAAACUGGAAGAGAAGGCUCAUGAACUCAUGCAGCAAAACAAUUUUUUGGCUAGUAUCAUCUUCGAUACGCCAAAGGACAAGAUGCAAGAUUCUAGCAGUGGCCUUCCACGACACAUUUCUUAUACAGUUAGAACCAAUGUUCUCUAUAGCAUGAGAACAGAUAUAAUUAAAAACCCAGCGUGGAAAUCCCACCCCCAGAAGUUGCCAGCUGAUGGGUUUAAAUACAACCACAUCUUUAUUCCUCUUCAAGACAUAAUUGAAAGGGCAAUUAUUUCAACACAGACUGGGACAGACACUUCAGAGCCAGCAAUUCAGGUGCAAGCUAUGCCUUACCCUUGUCAUACCAGUGAUCUCUUCUUGAACAAGAUAAGCUUUUUUUUCCCACUUAUGAUGAUGUUAACAUGGAUGGUUUCAGUUGCUGGCAUGGUUCGCAAGCUGGUUUAUGAAAGAGAAAUUCAUCUUGAAGAGUACAUGAAGACAAUGGGUGUACAUCCAGCCAUUCAUUUCUUUGCUUGGUUUCUGGAGAAUGUCAUUGUGCUCACCAUAAGCAGCUGUACUCUAGCCAUCAUUUUAAAAGCAAGUGGUAUCUUUGCUUACAGCAAUGGCUUCCUCAUCUUCCUUUUUUUCUUGGAUUUUGGAGUUACAGUUAUUAUGUUAAGCUAUUUUUUGGGAGCAUUUUUUAGCAGUGCUGAUACAGCAGCUCUGUGUGCCAGCCUUGUGUAUAUGAUCAGUUUUUUACCCUACAUAGUUUUGUCAGUCUUGCAAAGCCAAUUGAGUUUCACCAAACAGAUUAUAAUGUGUCUUCUUUCUACAACUGCCUUUGGGCAAGGAAUAUUCUUCAUUACGUUCUUUGAGAGCCAAGAAAUAGGAGUUCAGUGGAGUAAUGUGCACCAGUCAGUGGCACAAGGAGGAUACAUAACCUUUGGAUGGAUGUGCUGGAUGAUGUUCUUUGACUCCAUUUUAUAUUUUAUAGGGGGCUGGUAUUUCAGCAAUAUUAUUCCUGGACAUUUUGGAUUAAAAAAACGAUGGUACUUUCCUGUCACUGUUUCCUACUGGAAGAACCUGUGUGGAGCAGAGAGGAGGAAGAGACAUUAUCUGAAUUCUAAUAUGUUUUUCUUCAAUGAAAAUCUCCAAGAAAAAGCCCCAGCACCUCCAAGAUGGAAAGGCUCUUGCACUGAGGGAACCACCAUUGGCGUUGUGCUGCUGUCACUCACCAAAGAGCAUACGGAUGGCCAGAAGGCUGCUGUUAAAGAUCUCAGCCUCACUUUCCAUAGAGGUCAGAUAACAGCACUCUUGGGACCUAAUGGAGCUGGCAAGACAACGCUUAUAUCACUGUUGACUGGUGUGUAUCCACCAAGCUCUGGUACCAUUAUUAUUAAUGGAAAGGACAUUCGUACAGAUUUGUCUGCCAUCAGAUCAGAGCUGGGUGUUUGCCCACAGUAUGAUGUCCUGUUCAACAUACUAACGGUGCGAGAGCAUCUACUGCUGUAUGGAUCAGUGAAGGCACCUGGCUGGACAAAGGAACAGUUGAAUCAGCAGAUCAGUGGAGCUCUGGAAGAUCUGGGUUUGUCUCAACAUCAGUACAAACCCGUUGCAGCCCUUUCUGGUGGAAUGAAAAGAAGGCUUUCAAUUGCCAUCUCCUUUAUUGGAAACUCUAAGACAGUUGUUCUAGAUGAGCCCACCAGCGGAGUAGAUCCAUGCUCUCGCCGUAGCAUCUGGGAUGUUCUUCUGAAGUACAAAGCUGGUUGUACACUGAUCUUUACCACUCACCAUCUUGAUGAGGCAGAAGCGCUCAGCGAUCGCAUUGCCAUCUUACAGCACGGCCAGUUGAGGUGCUGUGGUUCUCCCUCUUAUCUGAGGGAAACCUAUGGCCAGGGACACAGUCUAACACUUAUAAAAAAGCCUUCUGUGACUGAAAUGCAGGAUCCUAAGCAUGUUACUGAGGUCACAUCUCUGGUGCAGACCCACAUCCCAGAAGCCUUCUUGAAAGACAACAGUGGGACUGAGCUGACCUAUGUGAUUCCUGAAAGAACAGAUAAGACCUCUUUUAAAGGUCUUUUUCAGGCUCUAGAUCAAAGUCUGAAUCAUCUACAUGUGACUGGCUAUGGCAUUUCUGACACCACCUUGGAAGAGAUAUUUCUGAAGCUACUGCAGGACUCAGAGAAGAUGCCCUGUGUUCCACAAGUAGCACACUUGGAUCAUACAAACACUGCUGAAUCAGCCUAUAUCUCACUCACAGGAGCCUCAAGUGUAUGCGGAGCCUAUCUUGUUCUUGCACAGAUUGUUGCCGUUCUGAUGAAGAGAUUUCACCACACUAGGCGAGACUGGAGAGGAAGUCUGACAAAUGUACUACUGCCUGUCCUCUUUGUUGCACUGGCAAUGGCCUUGUUUAGUGUGAAGCCGCUGACUGUUGAAUAUCCUUCUCUCAAGCUGACACCAAGACUUUAUGACAAUGCAGAAUCCUUCUUUAGCAUUGAAGAUGAUUACCUAGGAAAUCUUUCUCAUAUUCUGCUGAGAUCUUUCUCUGAUUGGGACCAUACAUGCAUGCAUUCUAAGCAAGGGAAAAAUAAUUCAUGUUGGGAGAUGGAAUCUAUAUCACUCAAUGAUUCAUGUGGAUGUGUAGCAGAACAAGAGAUUUGUUCAAGUUUCAAUAUAUCUGCUCCCUAUGUGAAGAAUAAGAAAGGACAUAUUUUGUACAAUCUUUCAGGGUUCCUUGUAGAAGAAUAUUUAGUGAGAGCUUCCAACAAAGCAAGGUAUGGUGGUUGGUCUUUUAGAGGGAGUCAAGUAUUUGAACAUCAAGAUAAAAAACUGAAUAACACCAAAUCUAAGGCUCUGGCUAAGGUGUGGUACAACCAAAAAGGUUUCCAUUCACUGCCAUCUUACUUAAAUGAACUUAAUAACUUCAUUCUCUGGUUUAAUUUGCCUCCUGAUGUGGACUGGAGACAGUAUGGGAUCACACUCUAUAGCCAACCAUAUGGAGGAGCUUUGCUGGAUGAGGAUAAAAUAAUGGAGAAUGUUCGUCAGUGUGGGGUAGCCCUGUGUAUCAUGCUGGGCUUCUCUAUCCUUACCGCUUCUAUUGGAAGUGCCAUUGUGAAAGACAGAGUAGCUGGCACAAAACGCUUGCAGCACAUCACAGGCCUGGGCUACAAAACUUACUGGCUUGCUCACUUCUGCUGUGAUAUGAUGGUUUACAUGGUUCCAGUUACCCUCUGUGUUGGUGUUAUUAGCGCCUUCCAGCUAUCAGCCUUCACUUUCCGAAAGAACUUGGCAGCCACUGUUCUCCUGCUGAUACUCUUUGGAUAUGCAACUUUACCAUGGAUGUAUCUUGUAUCCAGAUUCUUCUCAAGUCCAGAUGUAGCUUUUAUUUCUUACAUCUCCUUAAAUUUUGUGUUUGGUUUAUGUACCAUGCUGGUGACUCUCUUACCUCGUUUGUUAGCUAUAAUUUCCAAAGUACAGAGUUUUCAGAACAUCUACAAUAUCCUCAAAUGGGUGUUCAUUGUAUUCCCACAAUUCUGCUUAGGCCAAGGUUUAAUAGAACUUUCAUACAAUCAGAUCAAGUUUGACCUGACCAGCAACUUUGGAAUAGAUUCAUAUGUAAGCCCCUUUGAGAUGAAUUUCCUGGGCUGGAUUUUCAUGGAAAUGGCCCUGCAGGGAACACUAUUUCUUCUUUUACGGCUGUUUCUUCAUUGGGAUCUCCUCCAGAAAGCAAGGGGUCAGUGCUCAGUUAACAGCAUGAUCAUUACUUCUGAAGAUGCUGAUGUAGAAAAGGAGCGGCAGCGAAUCUUUGGUGGAAGAACUGGUAACGAUGUCCUUCUUCUGUACAACCUCAGGAAGUGUUAUGGAGGUUUCAGUAAGAAGAACACAGCUGUUGAAAGCAUAAGCUUGGGAAUACCAAGGGGAGAGUGUUUUGGACUCCUGGGAACAAAUGGAGCUGGAAAAAGCACAACAUUUAAGAUGUUGACUGGAGAUAUCAUCCCAUCUGCAGGACGUGCUGUUAUCAGGACUCCUACAGGGUCUGAAAUGGAUAUACUGUCUGCUAGCUCUGAAGGCAUUCUUAUUGGCUAUUGUCCACAGCAAGAUGCCCUGGAUGAACUUUUAACGGGUUGGGAACAUCUUUACUAUUACUGCACACUGCGUGGAAUUCCAAAACAGGAUAUCCACAAGGUCGCAGAGGAUCUCAUUAAUCGGUUACACCUCGGUGCCCAUGCUGACAAACUAGUGAGAACAUACAGCGCUGGCACGAAGAGGAAGCUCUCUACUGCUGUAGCUUUAGUUGGUAAACCCCAAAUACUUUUACUGGAUGAGCCAAGCUCUGGGAUGGAUCCCUGCUCUAAACGCUACCUUUGGAAAACCAUCCUGAAGGAAGUUCAGGAUGGCUGUGCAGCUGUGCUGACAUCCCAUAGUAUGGAAGAAUGUGAAGCCCUCUGCACACGGCUUGCUAUUAUGGUCAAUGGAAGUUUCAAGUGUCUUGGUUCUCCCCAGCACAUUAAAAACAGGUUUGGAGAUGGCUAUUCUAUCAAGGUUUGGCUUAGUAAAGAAAGAAGAUCUCAAAGAAUGAUUUUGGACUGUUUACAAAUGCAUUUUCCUGGAACACAAUUUAAGGGACAACAUCUUAAUCUGCUCGAGUACCACGUACCACAAAGUCAGGGAUGCUUAGCAGAGCUCUUCAGAGUCCUGGAGAAUCACAAAGCUUUUCUCCAAAUCAAGCAUUACUCCAUUAGCCAAACCACAUUAGAGCAGGUAUUCAUUAAUUUUGCUACACAGCAGGAGGGAAUCUCACAUUCUUUGCAAGAAUCUCCAAUUGUUCGUAACGGCCACCUGCCAGUCUAG
This is a messenger RNA of Indicator indicator, 12261 nucleotides long. RefSeq names its product ATP binding cassette subfamily A member 13 (gene ABCA13). Lineage: Eukaryota; Metazoa; Chordata; Aves; Piciformes; Indicatoridae. The transcript is spliced from 56 exons. Gene Ontology annotation, biological process: lipid transport; transmembrane transport. Gene Ontology annotation, molecular function: ATP binding; ATP hydrolysis activity; ABC-type transporter activity. Bases 1 to 12261 code for a protein of 4086 amino acids. The record is from RefSeq and is a predicted model, not a curated record. Gene Ontology annotation, cellular component: intracellular membrane-bounded organelle; membrane.